Messenger RNA from Colletotrichum spaethianum, 1083 nucleotides. RefSeq lists its product as uncharacterized. The transcript has a single exon. The coding region runs from base 1 to 1083 and encodes 360 amino acids. NCBI's taxonomy places the organism in Eukaryota, Fungi, Ascomycota, Sordariomycetes, Glomerellales, Glomerellaceae. The record is from RefSeq and is a predicted model, not a curated record.
AUGAAGUUCACCUGGAGCAUCGCCAGCGCGGCUCUGCUGGCCACCCGCGCCCAGUGCGAGAUCCUCUGGGACGGUCGUUUCAAUGAUAUGACUUCGUCCACCGACCUGGACAAGUGGUCCUUCAGCAGCCCCGUCGGCUCCUACCAGUACUACAUCCACGGCUCCGGCAAGACGACCGAGUACGUCAACCUGUCCGAGGAUUUCAAGAACCCGGCCGAUACGGCUUCCAAGCAGGGUGCCAAGAUCUCUCUGACCAGCACCGCCUUCUGGAACGGCCAGAACAUGCGCCGCACCGAGCUGAUUCCCCAGACGUCGGCCGCCAUCAACAAGGGCAAGGUUUACUACCACUUCUCCCUGAAGCGUAGCGACACCAACGCCCCCUCCCUCAACAAGGAGCACCAGAUCGCCUUCUUUGAGAGCCACUUCGUCGAGAUGAAGUCGGGCUGGCAGAGCGGCGCCACCGGCACCGAGGACCCCCUCCUCCGCUGGGUCGUUGGCGGCAAGACCGAGUGGAGCGUCAACUGGGACGCUGACGUCUGGCACAACGUUGCGUACGAGAUUGACUUUGACGCCGGCUCUGUCGGUUUCUGGCACUCCACCGGCUCCGCGGCUCUGACCCAGGUCGUCGCCCCCGUCACCGCCUCCACCUCCAGCAACGGUGCCGACUGGCACGUCGGUGUUCUUGAGCUCCCUAGAGACGGCUACCCCGAUGAGAACGAGGACUUCUACUUCUCUGGCGUCUACAUCGAGAGCGGCGAGCUCACUACCUCCGUUGGCUCCGGCUCUGCCGACUCUGGCUCCUCCGCCCCCGUCUCCUCUGCUGCCCCCGCUGCCACCUCGGCCGCCGCCUCUUCUGCUCCCGCUGCCGCCGCCCCCACCUCCACCGCCGCCCCUACAACGACGGCCGCUCCCGCCACCAGCGCUGCCCCCACCUCUGCCGCCCCUGUCUCGUCCGCUGCCCCUGUUGUCUCCGAGGAGCCCUCCGCUCCCGCUGCCACCACCAGCUCUGCCCCUGCUGCCAGCGCCAGCGCCAAGCCCGCUUGCCGUCGCCGCCGCCGCCGCAACCACCAGAAGCGCAACUAA